Eubalaena glacialis (North Atlantic right whale) is the source of this 988-nucleotide messenger RNA. Its product is annotated as CDC42 small effector protein 2. The transcript has a single exon. Gene Ontology annotation, biological process: regulation of Rho protein signal transduction. Lineage: Eukaryota; Metazoa; Chordata; Mammalia; Artiodactyla; Balaenidae. Gene Ontology annotation, molecular function: small GTPase binding. The record is from RefSeq and is a predicted model, not a curated record. The coding region runs from base 534 to 788 and encodes 84 amino acids. Gene Ontology annotation, cellular component: plasma membrane.
AGCUGCGGGCGUUGGGGGACAGCAGCCGCGGAGCCGGCCCCGAGAGCGGCCGCGGCCGGAGCGAGUGGCGGAGACAAAGACUAUGAUAGGGCCAGUUGUGAGUGUGUGGAUUUUUGAGUAAAACCUCGAACCCAAAUGAGAAGAAACCUUCAAGGAACAACUUAUACUGACAGUGAGUCUACAGGCAUCUGUAUUAUGGAAUGUUCUCAACCCAGAGAUAGCUCUAUUGACAAGGAGUGAGUGACUACCUGUUAAGGUCCUGAGUCAAGACAACAAUUUUUAUACCUUUCCUGGUGGUUCAGAAACGAGUCUCUGUAGAAUCAGAAGCAAAGAAAGGAAACAGUCUGACCUUUUCUUUGUUAGAUUGACUAUAUAAGAUACUUGACUUCCAGGAACAAAAACACAGAGAAGUAAUAAAGUUAUUAUUUUGGCAUCUUUGGACAUUUAUCAUAUUGAGAAGCCUGCUUUGUGAAGCUUCCUGAGUUGAGAUUUGGAAACUUCAUUGGUGCUCAUUUAUAACUUGGACUGUAAGCAUGAGUGAAUUCUGGUUGUGUUUCAACUGCUGUAUUGCAGAACAGCCUCAACCUAAAAGGCGCCGGCGGAUUGACCGAAGUAUGAUUGGAGAGCCCACAAACUUUGUGCACACGGCUCACGUGGGGUCAGGAGACCUGUUCAGUGGGGUGAAUUCUGUUAGCUCCAUUCAGAACCAGAUGCAGUCCAAGGGAGGCUACGGAGGUGGCAUGGCUGCCAAUGUGCAGAUGCAGCUUGUGGACACGAAGGCAGGAUAGCCCCGGAUCCCUCCUCCAUGUGAUGGCGUCUUGUUCACCCUGUUGUGAUUACUCCAGUGACACGUUACUGUUCUGCUCUGAAGAAACUAUUGUCAGAAGAAUCCUGCAUUUCCUUCAGCUGGCAUGCAUGCCUUUGGACUCAUGGACAGAGUUCUUUGGAUUGUGGCUUAAUGAUUGAUUUUUAUGAAUAUGGAUCUGAU